AGCCGGCGAGCCCGGCUCCGAGGUUGCUCUUGGCGCCCGAGGAUCGGUCUUGGAACCCCAGAGUGCGACGCACACAUCCACAUAACCCGAGGACCAUGGAUGCUGAUGAGGGUCAAGACAUGUCCCAAGUUUCAGGGAAGGAAAGCCCCCCGGUGAGUGACACCCCCGACGAUGGUGACGAACCCAUGCCUGUCCCUGAAGACCUUUCCACCACGUCUGGAGGCCAGCAGAGCUCCAAGGGUGACAGAGGACUGGCUGGUAAUGUUAAAGUAGAGACUCAGAGUGAUGAAGAGAAUGGGCGUGCCUGUGAAGUGAAUGGGGAAGAGUGUGCGGAGGACUUACGGAUGCUCGAUGCCUCCGGAGAGAAAAUGAAUGGCUCCCACGGUGUCCAAGGCAGCAAAGCUUUGUCAGGAGCUGGGGGCAUUCGACUUCCUAACGGCAAACUAAAGUGUGAUGUCUGUGGGAUAAUUUGCAUCGGCCCCAAUGUGCUCAUGGUCCACAAAAGAAGCCACACUGGAGAGCGGCCUUUCCAGUGCAACCAGUGUGGGGCCUCCUUCACGCAGAAGGGCAACCUGCUCCGGCACAUCAAGCUUCACUCGGGCGAGAAGCCCUUCAAGUGCCACCUCUGCAACUACGCAUGUCGCCGGCGGGACGCCCUCACCGGCCACCUGAGGACGCACUCUGUUGGUAAACCUCACAAAUGUGGAUAUUGUGGCCGAAGCUAUAAACAGCGAAGCUCUUUAGAGGAACACAAAGAGCGCUGCCACAACUACUUGCAAAGCAUGGGCCUUCCAGGCACACUGUACCCAGUCAUUAAAGAAGAAACUAAUCACAGUGAAAUGGCAGAAGACCUGUGCAAGAUGGGAUCGGAGCGCUCACUCGUGCUGGACAGACUAGCAAGUAACGUCGCCAAACGUAAGAGCUCUAUGCCUCAGAAAUUUGUUGGGGACAAGUGCCUGUCGGACCUGCCCUACGACGGCAGCGCCGGCUACGAGAAGGAGAACGAGAUGAUGCAGACGCACGUGAUGGACCAGGCCAUCAACAACGCCAUCAGCUACCUGGGGGCCGAGUCGCUGCGCCCCCUGGUGCAGACGCCCCCGGGCAGCUCCGAGGUGGUCCCGGUGCUCAGCCCCAUGUACCACCUCCACAAGCCCCACGCCGAGGGCCCCGCGCGCUCCAACCACUCGGCCCAGGACGGCGCCGUGGAGAACCUGCUGCUGCUCUCCAAGGCCAAGUCCGCGUCCUCCGAGCGCGAGGCGUCGCCGAGCAACAGCUGCCAAGACUCCACGGACACCGAAAGCAACACGGAGGAGCAGCGGGGCGGCCUCAUCUACCUGACCAACCACUUCAACCCUCACGCGCGCAACGGCCUGUCCAUCAAGGAGGAGCACGCGGCCUACGACGUGCUGCGCGCGGCCUCCGAGGGCCCCGCGGACGCGCUGCGCGUGAUCGGCACGAGCGGGGAGCCCCUCAAGGUGUACAGGUGCGAACACUGUCGCGUGCUCUUCCUGGACCACGUCAUGUACACCAUCCACAUGGGCUGCCACGGCUUCCGAGAUCCCUUCGAGUGUAACAUGUGCGGCUACCACAGCCAGGACCGCUACGAGUUCUCGUCCCACAUCACACGGGGGGAGCACCGCUUCCACAUGAGCUAAAGCACCCCCGACCCCCGCCCGCGGACCGCGCCCCGCCCCCAGGAAGAGCCUCCAGGACCCGCGCCAGCCCCUGCGCGGGCAGCCGGGAUGGACCGACUGCUGUGCUUUGACCUCUAGGUCGUGUUUCGUUUUGUUCUGAGUUGGUUGGCUUUUGAAAACAAGAAGUUUUUCUUGUUACAUGCUGGGUUCCAUUCGGAGCCCCCGAAAUGCUCUCUUACUAGACAAUUCUGUAGACCGCUGGCUGAAGUCCCCUCCCCUGUUGCUUCCUAGAAAUUGCUGUCCUCCAAACGAUGGGUCAUUUUCGGAGAGAAUUUUAUAAAAACAGGCGGAAGCCCCGGAAGGAAUGAGCUGGUUCCGUGCUAAGCACGGGAUUCGUGCCCCAGAUGGGGUUUCCGAGGUGCCCGGAGCCGUGGGCGCAGCCCCUGAGCUGCGGUCGUGAGCUGACCCUGGGGGUGAGGUGCCGCUAGAGCAGGGCCGGAAGCUGCGUGCACCCAGGGCAGACAGGCCACAGGU
Messenger RNA from Balaenoptera ricei (Rice's whale), 2168 nucleotides. RefSeq names its product IKAROS family zinc finger 1 (gene IKZF1). The record is from RefSeq and is a predicted model, not a curated record. NCBI's taxonomy places the organism in Eukaryota, Metazoa, Chordata, Mammalia, Artiodactyla, Balaenopteridae. The transcript is spliced from 8 exons. The coding region runs from base 96 to 1655 and encodes 519 amino acids. Gene Ontology annotation, molecular function: DNA-binding transcription factor activity; RNA polymerase II cis-regulatory region sequence-specific DNA binding. Gene Ontology annotation, biological process: regulation of transcription by RNA polymerase II.